GAUUUAGUCAGAACAUUGUAAGCAGCCAUACAGAACGCGAAUAUUGAAGAGAGACUUAACAAACAACACUAAACAGCGAGAAUCAUGCAAAUCUUCGUCAAGACACUGACUGGUAAGACCAUCACCCUAGAGGUUGAGGCAUCUGAUACCAUCGAGAAUGUCAAAGCCAAGAUCCAAGACAAAGAAGGAAUUCCCCCAGACCAGCAGAGGUUGAUCUUUGCCGGAAAGCAGCUCGAAGAUGGCCGAACCUUGAGUGACUACAAUAUCCAGAAGGAAUCCACUCUCCAUCUUGUCCUUCGUCUCCGUGGAGGUAUGCAGAUCUUUGUUAAGACCCUCACUGGUAAGACCAUCACCUUGGAGGUUGAGGCAUCAGAUACCAUUGAAAAUGUCAAAGCCAAGAUCCAAGACAAAGAAGGAAUUCCCCCAGACCAGCAGAGGUUGAUCUUUGCCGGAAAGCAGCUCGAAGAUGGCCGAACCUUGAGUGACUACAAUAUCCAGAAGGAAUCCACACUCCAUCUUGUCCUUCGUCUCCGUGGAGGUAUGCAGAUCUUUGUCAAGACCCUCACUGGUAAGACCAUCACCUUGGAGGUUGAGGCAUCUGAUACCAUUGAAAAUGUCAAAGCCAAGAUCCAAGACAAAGAAGGAAUUCCCCCAGACCAGCAGAGGUUGAUCUUUGCCGGAAAGCAGCUCGAAGAUGGCCGAACCUUGAGUGACUACAAUAUCCAGAAGGAAUCCACACUCCAUCUUGUCCUUCGUCUCCGUGGAGGUAUGCAGAUCUUUGUCAAGACCCUCACUGGUAAGACCAUCACCUUGGAGGUAGAGGCAUCUGAUACCAUUGAAAAUGUCAAAGCCAAGAUCCAAGACAAAGAAGGAAUUCCCCCAGACCAGCAGAGGUUGAUCUUUGCCGGAAAGCAGCUUGAAGAUGGCCGAACCUUGAGCGACUACAAUAUCCAGAAGGAAUCCACACUCCAUCUUGUCCUUCGUCUCCGUGGAGGUAUGCAGAUCUUUGUCAAGACCCUCACUGGUAAGACCAUCACCUUGGAGGUUGAGGCAUCUGAUACCAUCGAGAAUGUCAAAGCCAAGAUCCAAGACAAAGAAGGAAUUCCCCCAGACCAACAGAGGUUGAUCUUUGCCGGAAAGCAGCUUGAAGAUGGCCGAACCUUGAGUGACUACAAUAUCCAGAAGGAAUCCACACUCCAUCUUGUCCUUCGUCUCCGUGGAGGUAUGCAGAUCUUUGUUAAGACCCUCACUGGUAAGACCAUCACCUUGGAGGUUGAGGCAUCUGAUACCAUUGAAAAUGUCAAAGCCAAGAUCCAAGACAAAGAAGGAAUUCCCCCAGACCAGCAGAGGUUGAUCUUUGCUGGAAAGCAGCUCGAAGAUGGCCGAACCUUGAGUGACUACAAUAUCCAGAAGGAAUCCACUCUCCAUCUUGUCCUUCGUCUCCGUGGAGGUAUGCAAAUCUUUGUCAAGACCCUCACUGGUAAGACCAUCACCUUGGAGGUAGAGGCAUCAGAUACCAUCGAGAAUGUCAAAGCCAAGAUCCAAGACAAAGAAGGAAUUCCCCCAGACCAGCAGAGGUUGAUCUUUGCCGGAAAGCAGCUUGAAGAUGGCCGAACCUUGAGUGACUACAAUAUCCAGAAGGAAUCCACACUCCAUCUUGUCCUCCGUCUCCGUGGAGGUAUGCAGAUCUUUGUCAAGACCCUCACUGGUAAGACCAUCACCUUGGAGGUAGAGGCAUCUGAUACCAUUGAAAAUGUCAAAGCCAAGAUCCAAGACAAAGAAGGAAUUCCCCCAGACCAGCAGAGGUUGAUCUUUGCCGGGAAGCAGCUCGAAGAUGGCCGAACCUUGAGUGACUACAACAUCCAGAAGGAAUCCACUCUCCAUCUUGUCCUUCGUCUCCGUGGAGGUAUGCAGAUCUUUGUUAAGACCCUCACUGGUAAGACCAUCACCUUGGAGGUUGAGGCAUCAGAUACCAUCGAGAAUGUCAAAGCCAAGAUCCAAGACAAAGAAGGAAUUCCCCCAGACCAGCAGAGGUUGAUCUUUGCCGGAAAGCAGCUUGAAGAUGGCCGAACCUUGAGUGACUACAACAUUCAGAAGGAAUCCACUCUCCAUCUUGUCCUUCGUCUCCGAGGUGGUUGCUAAAGACAACAUCAUCAAGAAACAUGUUAUCGAAAUCGAAGAUAUAUCGAUUUUCAAAGCUUUUAAAGUCUGAGGCUAUCUUUCAAAUUCUGUUAUCAACCAUGCCAAUGCCUGUCCAAGCUACCAUGUAAUGCACAGACUUUCCAGCGUCUCAAAAUUGAUGCCAAUUUACAUUGAAUCUUGAAUCUCGGAAUGCAAAAUCAGGUGUUUCGGUUGUGUUUGAUACAGUGAUAAGUUCAAUGUACUCUGACACAGGAGAGACCCCUUUCGGCGAUUUAUUGAACCUUUGUACGACCUACCUGGCUUCUGCCUCUUGUCUCCCUUAACACAUCAAUUUUAUUUUAAAUCUUCAUCUAUCCUGCAAUAUUUCCAUCUGCAAGUAAUUUAUUGAACUAAGAACUUCAAAGAAUGUGGCACAUUGAGACACAAAUUCUGCUUUUAUUUCAAGUUCUCGGGCCUUUUGAUUACAUGGUUUUUACCCCUUUAAAUAUUAGAGGGUGCCACGUGAAAAAAAUCGUUCAUUUUCUGCACCUAAAAAUGUUCAAUUUUUCCCCAGAAUGCUAAAAGUUUUGAGGUUUCAAUUUUUUCAGGGCUGAACUUCAUACUAUGUCAAUUUCUGUCUUGAGACAUAUUGCAAAUUCUGGGCACUGAAAUUCCAAAUAACUAACAACUUGCUGUGACAAAAUUUCCCCUAGUUGGGCUGAUGGUGAAAACAAACAGGGCCCCAAUUUCAGGGCCCACCAGAAGUAACGGUGUACAUGUAAUUGAAAUGCCUGGUCCUGCCUUGAUAAUGCAACAUCCAAACAAACCUGUCCACCGCUUUGGUAAAAAAAUAGUAAAAUGAUAAAAAAGCAUUGGGUUUGGAAUAAUAUCUGUGUUUUAUUGGCCAUUUUUUUCACCACACCUUUGAAUUUUAUGUUAAAAAGUUCAGUCUUGGCACAAAGCAGAUGUUACAGAAAGCUCCGUGUUUGAUUUUGUCACCUGCACUAUUAUUGUAAAUUCUGAAAGAAAAAUGAGGUCACUUGGGCCUUUCAGACUUCUUGAUAUCCGGCAAGUUAUUCUUGCUAGAUUGUAGCUUGUGAUGUAUGACAUUACAAUGCUGAAUCUCUGUUACAACUUGAAAAAAUAUUUUAUUGCGUUAAUAAAUUCCACUCGAUGUAA
Messenger RNA from Lineus longissimus, 3300 nucleotides. RefSeq names its product polyubiquitin-A. The record is from RefSeq and is a predicted model, not a curated record. Bases 85 to 2142 code for a protein of 685 amino acids. Gene Ontology annotation, cellular component: cytoplasm; nucleus. Gene Ontology annotation, biological process: modification-dependent protein catabolic process; protein ubiquitination. The transcript is spliced from 2 exons. Gene Ontology annotation, molecular function: protein tag activity; RNA binding; ubiquitin protein ligase binding. Lineage: Eukaryota; Metazoa; Nemertea; Pilidiophora; Heteronemertea; Lineidae.